Messenger RNA from Daldinia childiae, 1437 nucleotides. Its product is annotated as Membrane protein TMS1. The transcript is spliced from 3 exons. Bases 1 to 1437 code for a protein of 478 amino acids. The record is from RefSeq and is a predicted model, not a curated record. Gene Ontology annotation, cellular component: membrane. Lineage: Eukaryota; Fungi; Ascomycota; Sordariomycetes; Xylariales; Hypoxylaceae.
AUGGGAGCGCUCCUAUCUCUUCCCUUCCUGGCGCUGCCCGGCGCUGGCACGUUGAUAUCUUUCGCUGCUAGCUGCUGUGGCGCCGCUACAUGCUCCAUGGUAUGCAGCGCCUGCGGGAAGUGCGGCAACAGUGUUGCUACCCGUAUCGCUUACGCCCUCCUCCUCCUCGUUAACUCGAUUCUCUCGUGGAUCAUGCUCACACCUUGGGCCAUCGAAAAACUGCAGCAUCUGAUGUUGGAUUAUGUUAAGAUCAACUGUCCAAACGGCAAGUGUUACGGCUGGCUGGCCGUUCAUCGAAUCAACUUCGCCCUCGGGCUCUUCCACCUUAUCUUCGCCGGCCUGUUAUUCGGUGUCGCCUCUACGAAAAACCCGCGAGCUUCCCUCCAGAAUGGCUUCUGGGGCCCUAAAAUCAUCGCCUGGCUCGCCUUCGUUGUCAUGUCGUUCCUUAUUCCCGAUGCCUUCUUCCAGGUCUACGGUAAUUACAUCGCCUUCAUCGGCGCUAUGCUCUUCCUCGUCCUCGGUCUUAUCCUCCUCGUCGAUCUUGCGCAUAACUGGGCCGAGUACUGCCUUGAGCAGAUUGAAAAGACCGACUCGAAAGUCUGGAGAGGCGUGCUAAUUGGUUCAACCCUCAGCAUGUACAUUGGUUCGCUGGCCAUGACUAUCAUACAAUAUGUAUUCUUCGCUCAUAGCGGCUGCUCCAUGAACCAAGCCGCGAUUACCAUCAACCUCCUAUUUUGGGUUGCCAUUUCGAUUAUCUCGGUACACCCAGUCGUUCAGGAGUACAACCCUAAGGCUGGAUUGGCGCAGGCCGCCAUGGUCGGGGUUUACUGCACAUAUCUUACCAUGUCCGCCGUCUCGAUGGAACCCGACGACAAGCAGUGCAACCCCCUAGUUCGUGCCCAGGGUACUCGAACGACAUCCGUAGUGAUCGGUGCCAUCGUAACGAUGCUAACAGUUGCGUAUACUACUACGCGCGCAGCAACCCAGAGUCUGGGCCUAGGUAACAAUAGGGGUGGUAUCAAGCUUCCAGACGAGGAUGAGCACGAUCUCGUGACUCAACAGCCGGGACGUGAGGAUAUGCGAGCAGUUCUUCGCCGAGCAGUCGAAGAAGGUAGUUUACCCGCCGACGCCCUGCUAUCCGACGAUGAGGAUGAAGAAAGCGGCAAGACGCCGAAUGAUGAUGAGCGGGGUAGAACUCAGUACAAUUACUCGGUGUUCCACGUCAUCUUCUUCCUGGCGACGUGUUGGGUAGCCACAUUGCUCACAGGCACGGUGGAAGGAUUAGACGACCUUCCUCAAGACAGCGACUUCGCGACCGUCGGGAGGACAUACUGGGCUAGCUGGGUCAAGAUUGUCAGCGCUUGGAUCUGCUACGGCAUGUACAUCUGGACCCUGGUAGCCCCUAUUGCCCUACCGGAGCGGUUUGACUUUUCCUAG